UGGUCUGAAACAGUUUAGAAGUUUGCGCUUUCACUUCUCUGUACUGUCGCAGCAAUCGCUGGACGUUUGUGGUCAGUCUCUGUCUAACAGUGCGAGAAGACGACAGCCAUGAUCCAUCCCCGCACGCUCAGAAUAGAUUAUGGCAAAACUACAACGGUAUUAUACGUAGUUGGCUCGGAGCUAAAUGUCAACCUGAACAGGAGUGCCCCUCCCACCUCCAAGUUCUUCUCCGUGAAAGGCACUGCCGAUGUUCAGUACAGCAUCAGCCCCACUCCUCGGGACACAUCCCACCUCUCUCCCAUCCCUCUCACUGAAAACUCAGUCCUGCUUAUCAGCAGGGACCAUGCCAGUCAACAUGAAAAUGAUAGCAAGCUGUCGGUCCAGUACUAUGGGGCGAAUAAAGAGGUCUUAGGGAGAGCAGUUGUGCAUCUGACAGCUGUUGAGCUCUCACUGGAUGUCGAUGCUGAUAGAGAUGGCAUCGUGGAGAAGAACAACCCUAAUAAGGGUUCUUGGAAAUGGGGUCCUGAUGGGCAUGGGGCCAUCCUUUUGGUCAACUGUGACUCAGAAAAGACCUACAAGAAGACACCAGACAGCGAGGAGAAAAGCAUUUAUAAAGUGUCUGAUCUAAAGGACAUGUCUGUCAUGGUGCUGCGGACCAAAGGCCCAGGUAAACUCCCAGAGGGCUACAAACUAACCAUGCACAUAUCUCAGGGAGAUGCAGAGAGUGUUCGAGUCUUCAGAAACCGAUCCACUGAAGUGUCAAAUAGUGGCCUAUCGCAGAAACUUUACAAUCUCUUUGUGAAAGACUAUCCACUGGUGCUGAGCAGUGAUGUGCUGUCCAAGGAAGUGCCUUACCUUGGAGGUGUGGCAGAGAUGAACUUUUAUGUGGAGGGCCUGAGGUUUCCUGACAAAGACUUCAAUGGACUCGUCACCAUCAACCUCAGUCUAUUAGAACCAAUCUCUGAUGGUCUCCCUGAGACGCCCAUUUUUACAGACAAAGUUGUGUUUAAAGUGGCACCAUGGAUCAUGACACCCAACACGCUUCGACCUGUAGAGGUGUUUGUCUGCAGCACAUCUGAUAACUACCAGUUCCUGAAAGGAAUGAGGAACCUUGUUGCGAAGAGCGGGUACAAGCUAAACAUUUGUCAUGAAUAUGUAAACAGAGGUGACCGCUGGAUGCAGGAUGAACUGGAAUUUGGUUACAUCGAUUCACCUCAUCAUCGUUUUCCUGUUGUUCUGGAUUCCCCGAGAGAUGGCGAGCUAGCAAACUUUCCAUAUGAUGAGCUGCUUGGUCCUGACUUUGGCUAUGUGACAAGGGUGGCCCUAGAUGAACAUGUGAGCAGUUUAGAUUCGUUUGGCAAUCUGGAGGUCAGUCCUCCUGUCACAGUAAAUGGAAAAAAAUACCCCCUGGGAAGAAUCAUCAUUGGGGUUGCCUUCCCUACGGCAUCUAAAGGACGAAAUAUGACCAAAGUAGUUCAAGACUUCUUGUGGGCUCAGAAGGUUCAGGAGCCCAUCGCCUUGUUCUCUGACUGGCUCUUUGUUGGCCACGUGGAUGAAUUCAUGACUUUCGUUCCUGCACCUGACAGAAGGGGCUUCCGACUGCUGUUGGCCAGCCCAGACGCAGGCUACAAACUAUUCAGAGGCCUACAGAACAGUGGACACGGACAAGCCACGUUGUUUGAUGGGUUGACAAAUGCAAAACAAAUAACACUGGAUGAAAUCCUUAAGGAUGAAAAACUCCAAGCUGAAAAUAACUAUGUACAGAGCUGCAUCGACUGGAACCGGGAUGUGUUGAAGAGGGAACUAGGCCUAGAUGAUGAAGACAUCAUUGAUCUGCCAAUCCUCUUCAAACUAGUGGAGGAUGAAAAGGAGUAUAGAGCAGUAGCUUACUACCCCGACAUGGUGAACAUGAUUGUUUUGGGGAAAAACCUUGGUAUCCCAAAGCCCUUUGGCCCCAAAGUGAAUGGACGAUGUGCACUCGAGGCUGAGAUGUGCUCUCUAAUGAAAGGCCUGGGCCUCAACUGCACGUUCAUUGACGACUAUUCAUCCUACCACCAGCUGUUGGGAGAGGUCCACUGUGGGUCCAAUGUCCGCAGGGAGCCCUUUGAGUUCAAGUGGUGGAACCUGGAGAUGUAAAUAAUAUAGAUAUGACAUAGAAAGAUUUCAGCCCUGGUUGAUUUGGUGACGCCCAUCAUGAAAAUCAUUGUAUUGCCAUAGCAAACACUUCAUUGUCAUCAUUUUGUAAUGAAUACUAAAGAUCAGCAAAUGUUGCUUUACAAAAUAAGAAAU
This is a messenger RNA of Pelmatolapia mariae (spotted tilapia), 2289 nucleotides long. RefSeq names its product peptidyl arginine deiminase, type II (gene padi2). Gene Ontology annotation, molecular function: calcium ion binding; protein-arginine deiminase activity. The transcript is spliced from 16 exons. Gene Ontology annotation, cellular component: nucleus; cytoplasm. The record is from RefSeq and is a predicted model, not a curated record. The coding region runs from base 109 to 2136 and encodes 675 amino acids. NCBI's taxonomy places the organism in Eukaryota, Metazoa, Chordata, Actinopteri, Cichliformes, Cichlidae.